AUGCUUGAUGAUGAUUUGGGGGUGUCUACGCACUACAUUAUCUAUCUAUGUCUGUUCAUAUCUAUCUAUCUAUCUAUCUAUCUAUCUAUCUAUGUCUGUUUCUUUCCACCAAUCUAUGUAUCUAUACCAUACAACCUAUACAUCCACCCCAAUUCGUUUCUAUCUAUCUAUCUAUCUAUCUAUCUAUCUAUCUAUCUAUCUAUCUAUCUAUCUAAUUUUACUGUUUCUGUCCCUCCUUCUCUCUCCCUCUAUCUAUUCAAUUUGCUCUUUUCUAUCUUUUUCUGUCUGUCUGUCUCUCUCUCUUUCGCUAUCUAUCGAAUUUUUUCUUUUCUGUCUAUUCAUCUGUCUAUCCAUCUAAUUUUGCUAUUUCUUAUCUAUCUAUCUAUCUAUCUAUCUAUCUAUCUAUGUUAUUUUGCCAUGGUCUAUCUAUCUAUCUAUCUAAUUUUGCUAUUUUUCUAUCUAUCUAAUUUUACUAUUUUCUUUCUACUAUCUAUCUAUCUAUCUAUCUAUCUAUCUAAUUUUUCUAUUUAUUAUCUAAUUUUACUAUUUACAUAUAUGUAUGUGUUAAAAAUAUAUAUAUCUAUGCAUAUAUAUGUCUAUCUAUCUAUCUAUCUAUCUAUCUAUCUAUCUAAUUUUGCUAUUUCUUUAUCUAUCUAUCUAUCUAUCUAUCUAUCUAUCUAUCUAUCUAUCAUACAGCUGUCUGUAUAUACUUACGUACCCAUGCCAUGCAUCGAUCAAUUUAAUUACUUACGCAUCAAAUCAGUACAUGAUAGAAUGUAUUAG
Molecule: messenger RNA, 783 nt
Organism: Acanthosepion pharaonis
Lineage: Eukaryota; Metazoa; Mollusca; Cephalopoda; Sepiida; Sepiidae
Source: the annotation of a GenBank genome assembly